Molecule: messenger RNA, 390 nt
Organism: Pocillopora meandrina
Lineage: Eukaryota; Metazoa; Cnidaria; Anthozoa; Scleractinia; Pocilloporidae
Source: the annotation of a GenBank genome assembly
AUGACCCAGGCUCAGUACAAGUUAAUUCGAGAUUUUCUACUAGUUGAGAUAUCUGUUGCCAAAGCUAACAAGGCAGGGGCUCUCGCGAACAUGACAAUUGGGGAAUACAGCAGAAUGGCAAAGGAAAGUGAUAAAUUUGUCGUUCUUGUGAAGAAUCACAAGACAGACAGCACCCAUGGUUCCGCCAGAAUUGUUUUCUCUCCAAGAUCAAAAAGCUGGAUGGACGUCUUCCUUAAACUGCGUUUGAAAUUUGCUACUUUUGACUGUGGGCCAGAAAAAUGCGUGUUGUUAUAUUCCAAUGGAGAGUCUACGGUUUCCAGUCAAAUCAACAAAGCUAUUAACUCCGUAUGUAAAAGGCCGAAGUCCAGGGCGCGCCAAGCUGUAAGUUAG